This is a messenger RNA of Coffea eugenioides, 3903 nucleotides long. RefSeq names its product disease resistance protein At4g27190-like. Bases 1 to 3903 code for a protein of 1300 amino acids. The transcript has 4 exons. NCBI's taxonomy places the organism in Eukaryota, Viridiplantae, Streptophyta, Magnoliopsida, Gentianales, Rubiaceae. The record is from RefSeq and is a predicted model, not a curated record. Gene Ontology annotation, molecular function: ATP hydrolysis activity; ADP binding.
AUGGCCAUGCAAGAUAUUGGCGUUUCGAUUGUGGGGAAAAUCGCGGAGAAGUUUAUUGAUCCAAUUAUACGUCAAUUUCAGUAUUUAUUUUGCUAUAGAAGCAACGAUGAAACCCUGAGGAAUGGCAUCAAAAAACUCGAGCUAACGAAAACUGAGGUGCAACAAUCGGUAGAUGCAGCAAGAAACAAUGGUGAAGAAAUUAAACCAAUUGUUACUGAUUGGCUAAGGCAGGCUGAUGGUCUAGAGAAAGAGGCAGAUACUAUUUUUGAGGGUAUGGAGAAUGUUAAGGUGAAUUGCUUUAAAAUUGUUAGGCUCCCGAAUUUGAAGUCACGUUAUUUGAUAGGCCGCCAUGCUGCCAAAAGAGGAAAUGAUGCUGAAAAACAUCUCAGAGAGAGGCGGUUUGAUGAAGUUGGAUACCUUCCUCCACUGGGGAAAAUGCCUUUUAGUGAAUCAACCCCAUCCUUUGAGGAAAGUCUAAUUACAAGGAUGUCAAUGAAAAGGGAAGUGAUUGAAGCUCUAAAGCAGGAUAAAAGAAGUCUACUCGCAAUUUGUGGUAUGGCCGGCGUAGGCAAGACUUUUUUGUUGGAGCAAAUUGCCGACCAGGUUAAGUCUGAGAAACUGUUUGAUGGCGUAGCCUUUGCAACUAUUUCUCAAAAUCCAGACAUGAGAAAUAUCCAAAAUCAACUUGCUGAGCAGUUAAGGAUGAAAUUAAAAUCUGAGCACAGUGGUCGUGCAAGAGCUGAACAGAUUUAUACUAGACUAAUCAAUAGUGACAAGAGAAAUCUUGUUAUGCUGGAUGACAUUUGGGAAGAAGUGGAUCUUAGGAGUCUAGGAAUUCCCAUUAGAUCAGGUAAGUGCAAGAGCUUAACAGUUGUAUUGACAUCUCGGUUCUCUCAUGUGUGUAGGAACAUGGAAGCAGAAAUUUUUGAGGUGAAUGCCUUGCCUAAGGAAGAAGCAUGGCAUCUUUUUAAAGAGGUUGCGGGAAUUUCCGAUGAUUCAGCUUUGAGUGACGUUGCAAAACAAGUUGCAGAAGAAUGCAAAGGAUUACCUCUAGCAAUCGUUGUUGUUGCCAGGGCAUUUAGGACUAAUUAUACAACACCAGAAUCCUGGAAACUCGCCCUUGGACAGCUAAAGAAGUACACAAUGAGAGACCUAGAAAGAGUUCAAGAUUUGGUGUUUUCCAGAAUCGAAUGGAGCUAUGAUCGUUUGAAAAGUGUUGAAGCCAAGUCACUACUACUGUUUUGCAGCUUGUUUCCAGAGGAUUAUAGCAUUCCAGUCGAAUGUUUGGUUAGGUAUGGGAAAGGGUUGAAAAUGUUCCAAGAUAGAGAGACUUUGGGAGAUAUGAGAUACAGAGUAGACCAGAGUAUCAGUGACCUUAAAAGUUGCUAUUUGUUGCUAACCGAUGGUGGAAAAGAAGACCAUGUAAAAUUGCAUGAUGUCGUGCGAGAUGUUUGCUUGAAAAUUGCAUCAGAAGGCGAGCAUGUAUUUUUGGUAAGGAAUGUUGGAGGAAAAGAAGGGCACCCGCAACCUGAUUCAUUUGGUCGUUAUACAGCUGUUUCGCUGACAUGGAAGGGCAAUUCUAAUGGACCAUUUCCAUUGGGAGAGGAAUGUCCAAAGCUUAGGCUGCUGCGUUUGGUCUUCCAGUCAGGCAAAAUGAUCAGCCUAUCACCAGAUUCUUUUGCAGGGAUGGAAGAUCUCAGGGUCAUGGAGUUUAACAAAUUACAAAUUGAAUUUUCACCAUCAGAUCCUGGCCAAAUGUUGAUGAGCCUUCGGACAUUGUGCCUGGAUUAUUGUGAGUUAGGGAUUGGAACGUCGUCGAUGAUUGGAUACAUGACGCAAUUGGAGAUUUUGAGCUUCUUUGAGUCCAGACUUCGGGAUAAUCAGUUUCCAACCGAAAUUGCUCAGCUGAGUAAUUUAAAGGUGUUGGAUUUGAGGGUUGAAAGUAGCCGCCACCCGUUGUCUCUUGGUAUCUUGUCAAGCUUGAAAAAGCUAGAAGAAUUGUAUAUGGGAUUUCAUCGUCCAUUGCGGCUAGGGAGAAAUGCAGAAGAAGAAAGAGGAUGCAUUAAAGAGAUCACAUCACUGGCUUGCCUUGAAUGUCUCCAAAUUAAUUUACAUGGCAUUGACGACCUGCUUCUAUUAUUACGCGAAUUCCCUGUUGAGAGGUUGUCAAGAUUUAACAUUAGUUGCAAACAAACUCAGACAAAAAACGGUGGAGACUAUCAAUUUCGGAGGAAUUUCAAACUUUAUUUGCCUGACGAGAAAGAUUCCGAACUAGCAUUGUGUCCUGCAGUUACUAGCAUAAUCAGGAGAACUGAGAAUCUCAUUUUGGACCUUGGGUUCUUGUUUCGCUCGGGGAAUUUUGUGAAUGACUUAGAUGAAAGUGGAUUUGUCAAUUUGAAAAGGCUCAGAUUGAAGUCGGGUUCAUGGGAAUGCCUUAUUGAUUCCACCACCAACCUAGCUCCUCGACAUGUUUUUGAAAAUCUGGUGUUCAUGGAAUUAACAUCUGGCAAAUUGGAAGAAAUAUGUUAUGGAAAUCUUCCACCUCGUUGCUUCAGCCAACUUCAAGAGAUGAAACUCCUGAGAAUGAAUUUUAUUGAGUACUUGUGGAAGGGGCCAAUUGAACCUCCGUCACUUUGCAAUCUCAGAGGUAUUGAGGUCUCACUCCCUCGGUUGGAAAUGCUAGACCUUACAAGUCCUGGUUAUCGCCCAGAACAAUUUGUAGGAGGUGAAAUGCUUAGAGGGUCUCUUGAGAACUUAAGAUCUUUGGUGCUUUCAAGGUGCUAUGUUAUCAGAUGCAUUGCGAAAGCUGAUGGUGUGGCAUUGUUAGAGAAUCUGCAGAGCUUUUCUAUGGGUGAUUGUCCUUCGAUGGAAUUACUUUUCGACCUUGAGGGUCUAAAAGUUCCCAUUCCAUCAAAAAAGGAGCUUGAAAUUCUUCCCAAUCUAAAGUCACUGGAAUUGAGAGGGUUAACAAGAUUAGCCCACAUUUGGAGGAAUUAUCCAAAAGGGAUUCGAGUAUUCCAAAACUUGAGAAUAUUACAAGUAGAGGGGUGCAGUUUACCAUGUUUGUUUUAUCCACCUUGCGUGGCUGAUAUGCUUGUAAGUCUUGAAGAAUUGAAAGUUGGUCUUUGCCCGGCAAUGUAUGCAGUUAUAGCGGGGGAAAAUGAAGAGACCAGUCAAGAAGAUCAUGAUGGUGGGGAAAAAAGAGAAAUUUCAUUGGGAAGAACCAACAAGGAGUUUUUGUUCCCAAAACUAAGCUCCUUAAGCUUUGUAAACCUCCAAAAUCUUCAAAGCUUCAGUGGUGGUCACCACGAGGGUUGUGACUUCAAAUUUCCUUCACUGACCCAAUUGGAAAUAAUGCGUUGCCCGGAGUUGAAGAAUUUGUGUCCCGGAAAAUUGGAUGCACCAUUACUUAAGAAAGUCAAAGUGGAAGAGAAUGAUGCCAAUAUUCCUCUGGAUUUAAAGGCUGACAACCUGUCAUUUCUUGAACAAAAUGGAGCAUGGCCUAGGCAACAUCCAAGGCAUUCCAUUGGGAAGCAUUAUCACCAACCACAUGUGGGCUAUGGAUCGAAAUGUGAGUGGUCCUCGACUCAAGAAGAUGCUCAAGGUGAUAGUCGACAAGAGAAAGAAGCUGAAAUUGCACGUAUUGAAGAAUCUCAAGGGGUUGAGAGAACUACCCAACCAGUCUCAACCGAUCCUUCCUCCUCACGUCGUCCAUCAUCACCGCAAGACACUCAGUCUUUUCUCAAAAAGAUGAUGGAUAAGCUGCUUUGUAUUGAGGUCGAAGUGAAGAAGAGUAGACAAGAGAACAAACAGAAUUCCGAGCGUCUUCGUCACAUUGAAGCUAAAUUUGGCAUUGAAACUCCACCAACUCCAUCUUCUUUAACUGACCAAGCGGCUACUUGA